UGAAUGUUCUGUCGCUUUCUCAUGCUUGGCUGUAGAGUUGUACAACCUUCUUAAAAAUGCUUAACCGCUGCAGCUCAACAAGAAUGUAUCACUUGCACAGUGCAACUUGUAGAUUGUUCAUAAAUUAACUGAGCGAAAGGAAAUUUUCUAUCUUUUUUUUAGCACGGUUAACUGGCUUAGUUUGACUUUCACCACUGAGCAGAAUGCCAUCAGUAUACGCAGCUGGUUUUCAGUACAAAGUUUCAACGGCAAAUUCGACAACGUAUUCGGUAAAUCUCGAAAGAAAGGAUGAUACAUACCAUCCAAAGAAAAACGACCUUAAACUGCUUGGUGACCAUUUUGAGAAAUCUGGAUUCGCCGGACUGGAAGCAAUGCCAUCGCUACCCCAAAGAGCUGAACUAACUACAGUAGCGUCGGAUCGCGCUGAUGCUCAAAACGAAGUGGAAGCGCUAUGUGCCGCAAUCCAUCCGUUAGUCACCGCGUUCGCGGAAGAACAACGUAACGUCUACGUACAGCGAUACUAUGGCGUUGAUUAUUCCUCUCGAAAAGCCGGUCUGAUCAGAACUUGCUAUAUCCUAGCGGAAGAGUGCCCAGGAAUGCCCUUGGACGAGUUGCUGGGAUCAAUAAAUGUCGGAACCGAUACAAAAAUAAAUGACUUCGCAAUUAUUAUAUACACAAGACAAAUCCUGAAAGGACUGAACUUCCUUCACGAAAACCACAUCAUUCAUCGCGAUAUCAAUGGGUCAAACGUUAUGGUAAAUGAAGAAAAGAACAUAGCAAAAUUGUGGGAAUGUCAAUGGCUAAACACUUUUCGGGAGAUUGCACGCCCCCGAAUUGCUUAGAGAAUGCUGCCGGUACCGUUCCAUUCGUAUCGCCAGAAAUGGUGUCUCUGUCUGCAAAACAACCACACCAGCGCAACUCAGUUGGCCGAAAAGCGGAUAUCUGGAGUCUGGGCUGCACGCUCAUACAGAUGCUGCAGCAAGGCAAACCGCCACGCUUCAUCAGAGCCGAUAGGAGCCACGAUACCGUCGUACUGACUGCUUCCAACCAUAAUUUUCAGGAUAUGUACUAUUAUUUCCGUAUUGGAUAUAAACCUCAGUACCCCACAGUCGACAUCUGCGGUCAUGGUUGUAAGGGAAGCUGCAGCUUGCUUACGCCGGAGGCAGCUACCUUUCUCGAUAAAUGCCUGGAAAAGGAUCCUGUAAAGCGGCCAAAUUGUAAUGAGCUUCUUCAGAUGAAUUACUUUGCUCGCACCAUGGCGAACUUCAGAAGUGCUGAGAUGCAGCGGUAUGUCGUAAAGCGGUAUGAAGUGCAAUCUUUGGCCCAAAUUGAAGAUGCGGAGGAAACCGAAACACCUGGGGUGAAUUCUCCUAAAAAUAUUGGGAAUCUUGCCGUGAAUAAAGCAGUGCAUGAUAACCUCAAUUUACUGCAAACGGCAGUACAGCUUCCACACAGCACAGGAGACUGUAGACCGUACACAGUCACUUUCAUUUCUACGACUAACUCGGAAGGCGGUAACGACGAACUUCUAAUGGCAAGCAAAGCAGCUGUUUUCGAGAUACUUCGAAUGCAGGUGACAUCGAAGCAUGUUAUCAAGCAUCUCGCAGCCAUACCUCACAGCCUGGGCUUGCGGGUCUUUACCGAGAGCGAAGGCAGCUUCAGGCCCCUGGAUAAGUUUAUAACGGAACGAAAAUUCAAGAAAUCGUUCAUUCCCCUAUUCACCGGCCAAAUUCUGGAAGGUCUAGCAGUAUUGCAUGAGCAUGGCAUCAUUCACAAAGACAUUCGAUGUUCAAACAUUCUUGUUCAGACUGUUGACGCUCCUACAGCCAGGUAUAUUCUAAAGAUCGCUCAUUUCGAGAAAUCGUCGCGGGAAGAGCACAAUGGCGAUCGACAAGAUUAUCCUGAGGGGUCUUCACAUUUUGCCUCCACGGAAAUGCAGAAAAUGAGAUAUCCCGGCAGUAGUGCCGAGCAAACCAAAAUCACUACGGCAACGGAUGUAUUCAGUUUAGGCUGUACUGUGAUCGAAAUGCAUAAGCGAUCCCCACCGGACUGGGUGUAUCGGGACACAGUAACUGGAACAUACAAAAAUUUCAUUUUCAAAACUGACGGAAAGUUUGCCGAUUUCGUUAGCAAUCUAUCGCAGUUGUCCGAUUUUAAGGCCGAACCUGAUGUCAGCAGUAUACAUGACAAUGCGGACGCCCGCAAUUUCGUUGAAGCAUGUUGUGCAUCAGCAAGCAAACGCCCCACGUGCAGACAACUCUCGGACCACGUGUUCAUCGUGGGAUUCUCCGUCGGCGUCCGCUGCUCGUACAGCUUCAGAACUGAUGGUUGCUUAGGAAAAGGUCACUUUGCCACUGUACGUGCAGUAGAGAUCAACGAUGGGAUUCCUGUGACAGGAAAGAACACCGCAGCUGUAAAAAUAAUCCAGUUGAGCUAUGUGGCACCGUUAUUCGACUUGCAUGGUAGCUCACCAAUGCGCCAGCGCUGUGAGACGCUUCUUGAAUUGAAGCACCCAAAUCUUGCAACGUACUUCCAAGUUACCGUUAAGAAAAACCGGAAACAAGACGUAAUAUGCGUCGAAGUACUAAUGGAUUAUUACUCGAGGGACCUUGAAAAAUUCCUCCGGCAGCUUAAAAAAGAAAACAAAAUUUUGGAGUUGGCAACAGGAGUUCGUUACGCAAGAGAAAUAACCGCUGGACUAAAUUAUCUACAUGAAAGGACAAUUGUGCACGGACGCCUGGCCCCAGCAAAAAUAUUUUUCCGAUAUCCACCAAACGAACCGCCAAUCGUUGUAAUUGGUGGCCUGGACUGUAUUAUAUUUCGACAAAAUAACAAUAGUCUAACAGAAGAAAGCAGUUUUGGUGAUACAAUCUGGUACAAGGCACCCGAAGUAAUAAUUCUAGUUAAAGAGCGCACAGGAGAAAGAAUCGGAAGCAAAAGCGAUAUCUGGAGCUUGGGCUGCAUUUUAAUGGAACUAUUUACAUUUAAUAUCCCAGGCUACAAACGACAAUUCACGAAUGGAACACAAUCCAUUCCAGCUGAAAACGAUAUGAGUGACCAUGUUUAUGAAUCUCUGAUUUUGAAGGGAUAUAUUCCUAAGACUCCUGAUCCGGUACCCUCUGCCUUACAAUUGUUAGUUAAAUGCAUCGAGUCUUGCUUGCGGUUUGCACUUACUAAGCGCUGCUCGGCAAAUGAUUUGUUACACCUGUUAUCUGACGUUGAUAUUCCGAAGGCUACAGAACCUUAUUCUAGUUCAAUAGCCCCGCGCAGUGAACGCGAGUUAAACAGGGGAACCGCGGCUCUUUCUGAAACCGUUCUCCAACUGACGUCGACGCUUACCGCUGCGAAAUUUGAUGAAGGAGCUGAUAAUGUGGAGACAUCAAGUGAUAAGUACCAACCGGUGCCACUUACUUCGGCUCAGCCCAAUUUUGAUACCGAAAUUUCCCGUUCGCCCACGAUUAUCAGGGAGACAUACCCACACAGUUCCGCAUAUCUGCAUCAGCCUUCUGUGGAGGUUUGCUGCCCUUGCAACGAGGCGGUUCCAUUGAAGCAAUCCAUCAAUCCAGUGAAUCCACUGAUUUCAUUCAUGCCGGCAUCACGGCGGAUGGGUUGGUCCUGGUUGGAAGAAGACCUGGAAACCAUCCGUCAUUAUAUUUACACCAUUCUGAACACCGCUGUCACAGUGACGAAAGAAUUUCCGCCAUACCAUGGAGGAAUUUUCCGGGAAAAUGUUACCGGCGUUUUCGAGAGUGAUCAAGGUUAUGUGGUAUUGGGCAGUUGUAAAAACAUAAAGGAAUUGUGGACGAACUGGAUCAGUGAGGGCUCCCUCAAUGUGGCAUACAUUCCACCCGAAGGUAUCUUCGCCAUGCCAGCGUCAGUCGGUGAUCCCAGCAAAGUGGACAGUUGGGCGCUUGGUUGUCUGGCGAUCCAGAUGAUAAACUGUGAUCGGCCAUUGACAAUCAAACGACAGUACCGUUACUCCCAGUCUGAAUAUUUAGUCAAUAAUGGUGACAUGUUGCAACAGUUAAAGAAGAUUUAUAAAGGUGCCGGUCAAGCCGGUCUUGCAGUCGGCCCGGAAAUUAGUUUGCCGUACCCGGUACCACGCGCCUGCGAAGAAUUUUUGAGCUGCUGUUUAGAACCAGAUCCGUUUAGGCGGUGGAGUUUGCAAGAUCUAAAGAAGCUGCCAUUUCUUAAUUUAGGGUAUUCAUUAGCUGACCUGUUUGCCAUGGAAACUACACAAAAUCAGCAGCAACUGCCUGCCGAAGGGAAGUUCACGAUUACUAAUGCACAAACUCAUCCGUUUAUGCCAAGCGACCCAGCAAUGACGGUUCAACUUGGCGAUAUUCAAUGGAACGACGGUGGAGUUUAUGAAGAGAAAAACGUAGAUAUUUGGCGUUUUGUGCUAAUGGGCAAGGACGAUGAAGUGGAAAAAGAGAAACGUUUAAAAAUUAAGGCAUUCGGUAAACUGACUGACGCACUGACUAUGGAAAGAAAUACUGAUGCGCGAACAAAACGUCAUGCUGAUUAUUACGGAAUACGAGCGCUACAAAAAGGCACGAAAAAUGUGGUACACCAUUUUGGAUGCCAGUUUUUCUCACACGCAUCAUUUCCAGCGGAAUUUCAAGUUUUUACGGAACAUUGUCCAGGAGGAAACUUGAGACAAGCUGCUCUCCAUUAUUUACCACUUAAUAUGAUUGGGAAGUGGAUCAUGGAAGUACUGGAGGGUCUCAAGUAUCUUCACGGGCACGGAAUCGUUCAUCGCAAUUUAAACAGUAACCUUAUAUUUUUUAGCGAAAAACCAUUCCAAGGCACCUUAAAAAUUGGCGGUUUUCAUUUAAUGCGGCAAGUUGAACUGGAAGGAAACGCGUCCGUGCAGCAUGGAAUCAGUGUUCGUCAGGGCGAGGAUGGGCGAUUUCUCCCGCCGGAAAUGGUAGACGACCAAAAGGCGUAUAAUUUGCACACCGGGCGCAAGUGUGAUACAUGGAGUCUUGGAUGUGUUGCGCUACACCUAGCCAGUGGUCAGCCACCGCUGUAUAAAGGAGACAAAGAUAAGCCUAUCGAGCUGGAAAUGGCUGUGCUCUAUUACCUCAAUACCAUGAAAAAACCGCCGGAAAUUCCGGACUGGAUACCUAGUCAUCUACGGAGCUUCAUUCUAUCGUGUCUGCAAUUUGACCCAGUCAAGCGGCCGUACGCCGCGGAACUUGAUACGAGCAAAUUAUUGUGCACUGAUAUCGAUGAUUCGCCAUAUUGUGCAUCGCGAGGUGGAGCUCCUCUUCCGGAAGGCGUUGCUGAAUACUGGAAGCAAGUUAACGCUCGUUGAGUUAAGCAGAGAGGGCUUAAUUUCAAACAGUCCCCGUACUUGCUCUUGCUCCCAUAUCGAACGGAAAUUCUCACUGCUGUUACUGCUGUAAAUUUACGAUUCACGCAUUGUUUCCAAUUUUACCUUAAACUGUACUAUUCACGUACCUGUAUAACCUGCUAAUUUUAUCAUCUCGGUAAUUUUUCCUACCUUAUGUGUUUUGUUGUUUUUCUCGUGUUAACUUACUGUGCCUUAGCUUAUAAGAAGGCGAUGCCACGUAGCAAAUGCAGACAAC
Paramacrobiotus metropolitanus is the source of this 5594-nucleotide messenger RNA. RefSeq lists its product as uncharacterized. The record is from RefSeq and is a predicted model, not a curated record. The transcript has 7 exons. Bases 791 to 5320 code for a protein of 1509 amino acids. Gene Ontology annotation, cellular component: cytoplasm. Lineage: Eukaryota; Metazoa; Tardigrada; Eutardigrada; Parachela; Macrobiotidae. Gene Ontology annotation, molecular function: ATP binding; protein serine/threonine kinase activity. Gene Ontology annotation, biological process: protein phosphorylation.